UGGGUAUCUGCAAGGCAGCCUUGGCUUGGGAAGUUGGUGAGAGAAGCGGGGAAGGGCUUGGAGGAGCGGAAGCAGAUCGGGACCAAGGGAAGCCAUCCUGGUUUAGCUCCCCUGCGGAGGGGAGCAGAGGGGAAGGUCCUGCUCGUCUCCCCUCGGCUAAGCUUGCGUGCACAAGGUUUUCUGUCGCGUGGCGGCGGCGGAUGAUUUAGCAGGGGCGCAAGGACCCGAAGUUCUCGCUGAUGGAUCUGCGCAAAACUUUUACCCAUGGGUAACAAAGGAGUCCGGAGCAAAUUCACCAAUGAUUGAAAAACAAAACAAACCCCCCCAAUAACUAAUAAGACUGAAAGACAGUUUGUUGUUAAUUUCAACACAAUGAGCCGCCGUGGAAACAACUGGGCCUACACCGAGGUCAUUGACCUCCUGGAUAUAUGGGGAGAGCAGAAGAUCCAGAAGCUGCUCCAGAGCAGCUACAGAAAUAUGGACACGUUCCAAGUAAUUGCAAGCGAGAUGGCCAAGCGGGGACACGAGCGCACUGCCCAGGAGUGCCGGACCAAGACGAAAACAAUGCGGAGGGAUUACAAAAAGGCCAAGGACAACCCCUCUUCGCUGGGCGGCCGCAUGACGUGCCCUUUCUAUGAGCAGCUCGAUAGGAUAUUGGCCGGCGAUUCUGGCUCCCAGCUCCCAAGGAGGCUACCUCAUGCUGCUCUGCCGGAGGAAUCGUCGGGGGAUACCAAUUCUCCGUGUCCCCUGGUGGAAGGAGCCGCGCCCGUGGUGCCCGAGGACUAUAGUGAGAGUCCGGAUCAGUUUUCCCCAUGCACACAGAUCGCUGUGGAGAUCUCCGAUUCCGCCACGCCCAGCCCCAUGUUCUACAUGACGAGGGCGGUCUCCGCGAAGCCCGCAAGCAUGUCUUGGCCGGCAGCAAAGGCUGACCAUCCGGCUCCAUCCCUCUCCUCUAUGUUCCUCAGUAACCCCAGCAGCUCAUCAACCAAAGGUUCCAGAAUGGAUGCAACAGUGGCCCCUUCAUCAGCUCUGCUGCCCAACUGCCCGACUCUGUCUUCCGAAGGGCGGCUGACCAGAGUCCGAAAGCGCCAAAGAAAAACCAGGAACGACUUGGUCAUGGAACUGUCGCGAAUAGCAGACAGGAGGGUUCAGACCGCAACCGACAGAAUCCUGUCUUCCUUAAACCGGUAUGCCACCGCUGACCUUCAGGACCGAGAGAGGGACCGGGCAGACACGGCGCAAAUCAUUGCCAUCAUGCAUCGCCAGACAGAACUGCUGGAAUCGCUGGUGCAGAUGCAGUCUGUCGAGCAGACGCCAGUGUCCCCUGCACCCUCGUGGCACCCUCGGCCGCGCUCCGCCAUCUCUCCCCCCUCCCGUUCGGGUGUCCCCAGGAGGACACUGGUGCCCCGGGUGAACCACAGGCGGAGACCACAGAAGUACAGCCCUUAACUGUACUACUGAGGAAGAGGGUUUCCCAGUUAAAAGUUGCUGGGUGCUACUGGAACAAUAUAUUGAGAGCCUACACCCAAAGGCAUUUGUAUUAACGGCUGGAGUUUCUAAUGCUAGAAUAGGACAUAAACAAUGAGGCACAAUAUAUGCUACUGAAGCCUCGGUCGUGUACCCAUUCUCCUGAAAACGAGCCCCCUUGAACUCAGUGGGACUAACUUUUGAGUAGUUAUGCAUAGCGUUGUACUCUUAAGUGUUUGGAUUUAGAUGCUCUGGAAGACUGUUUUGUAGCAUAUGUUCCAAAGACACCAAGAUUAAUUACCUGGUUCCUUAUUGGCCCUGUGGGUUAGACACUUAGGUGCUAAAAAUCUUAAUGGGUCCUUGCCUAAUUAUGUUGAUGGCCAAUGCCAUCCCCCCUCCACGUCUUCCUUUUUUUAAAUUUUGUAUUCCUUGAAAUGUCAUUUAAGUUUUAAACUCCUUACCCCCUGUUUUAAUUAAAAACACCCGGUUAUCUUCUGGGAGGUGGCAUAAACAUGCAAUGGUUGGGGCGAGCUGGAGAUCAACAGUGGUUCUUCCAGUGGUGCAACAAUAAAGCUUGCUAGCACAUUUGCAAAGCUAAGCAGGGUCCAUUAUGGUUUCAAAUCAGAUGGGGAACCAUGUGUUGAGAUUCUUGCAUUGCAGAGGGUUGGACUAGAUGACCCUCAGGACCCCUUCCAAUUCUACAAUUCUGUGCCUCCCUCUCCUACUUGGUUUCUUUUGUCCUCUUUUGAAAGGUGGGUCCAGCUUUCUUCUAUGCAAACAGGAUAAAGAGGAUGGGCAUAUACUAUGGACAUAAUACAUGAAAUUGUGUUAUCAUGUAGGGUGGGAACAUAAUAUAAAUUAAUAUCAAACAUUUGUUUAAUGCUAACAGUAAGCUAGUUGAAGUAUAGACCAGAACGAUAAUGCAGUCCUUAAACAUAGGGUUUUGGACCAAGGCUUGGUCCUGUUCUGCUGAAUAGGAAGUGGAAAGAAAAGACAUCCGUUUUAUCCCUCUUCCUCCUAAAUCAUCGCUUUUGUAAUACAUAGAAGUCAAAACAUUUCCCUUCCUGGCUGAAAGCAUGACAUCCACUGCACAGCUAUGGCCUGGCCUCCGUGGUCCAUCUUUGGUGUGGGGAGGUGAGGAAUUGGCAUGUCUUGAUGUCACUGGUAGAUACAGGCUUUGAAAACCAUGGUGCAGGCCUGGCCCUCAAUGUUUAUGUUGGGUAGGUGAGAUGGGUGUUGCAAGGAGAAGUUACAGAUGGAUUUAAAAAUGGGGCUGAGAAGGUGGAAGGUGGAAGGACUUCAUCAGCGGAAGGUAGGGCGAGGCGUGCAUUUGACCUGGAGAACAGCAGGACACGGUUGAUGCCAUGCAGGCUGAUUUCAGAUGAG
Messenger RNA from Lacerta agilis (Sand lizard), 2853 nucleotides. RefSeq lists its product as uncharacterized. The coding region runs from base 373 to 1449 and encodes 358 amino acids. NCBI's taxonomy places the organism in Eukaryota, Metazoa, Chordata, Lepidosauria, Squamata, Lacertidae. The transcript is spliced from 5 exons. The record is from RefSeq and is a predicted model, not a curated record.